Guyanagaster necrorhizus is the source of this 621-nucleotide messenger RNA. Its product is annotated as Lumazine synthase. Lineage: Eukaryota; Fungi; Basidiomycota; Agaricomycetes; Agaricales; Physalacriaceae. Gene Ontology annotation, molecular function: 6,7-dimethyl-8-ribityllumazine synthase activity. The record is from RefSeq and is a predicted model, not a curated record. Gene Ontology annotation, cellular component: riboflavin synthase complex; intracellular anatomical structure; mitochondrial intermembrane space. The transcript is spliced from 2 exons. Bases 114 to 524 code for a protein of 136 amino acids. Gene Ontology annotation, biological process: riboflavin biosynthetic process.
AUGCGCUGGUGGCAGGUGCAAUCCAGAAGCUGAAGGAGGCCGGCGUCAAGGAAAGCAAUAUUGUCGUACAGUCUGUUCCAGGGAGCUUUGAGCUGCCUUUGGCGUGCUCUAGGAUGAUUGCGGGCUCUCAUAUUCAACUGGCCUACAAUGAUACCGAUCUCCUCGGUGGACUCAACUUUGGUACAUCUUCCCGGACGGGAACGCCCGCGCCAGUUGCCGCCGUUACCAUGCCCAACGAACCCUUCGAUGCCAUCAUUGCCAUUGGUGUAUUGAUCAAGGGCUCAACCAUGCAUUUCGAGUACAUCUGCGACAGCGUUUCGCAUGCGCUCAUGAAAAUCCAAGUGGAUACUGGCGUUCCGGUCAUCUUUGGCGUGUUGACCGCGUUGACGGAUGACCAGGCUCUUGAGCGGUCAGGCCUUGGGCGAGGAGCCAGCAAGGGCCAUAAUCAUGGCGAAGAUUGGGGACUGGCUGCUGUAGAAAUGGGUUCGCACUGCAGGAGAUGGGGCCAAGGCAAGUUUGCAUAAUCAGGAAAAUGGAAAGAAGGACUUGAAAGUUCGAACUUUGUAUAAUAUCAAUAUGUAUAGAGAACAACAAAGGACGAAACUGAAAUGUACUGUUGAC